CUUCAGACUUCUGCGCGUCCAGUCCAUUCAUCUGCCGCUGCGUGUGGAUGCGCGUCCGGAGAGAGUCACAUCAACGCGCACAGGGACGAUUCGUGAUCAAAUGAACAUGAAAUAACGAAAGAAGAGGAAUUUAUUUCUUUGCCAAACACUUUUUCUUUCGUUUUAUCAGGGUCGAGUCCUGGCUUUUUUAAAAUCACAAUUCCUAUUGCGACAUCUCGUUAACCUUUCGACUUACUGCAUGAAUUUUACAUUAUGAGUUCGAUAUUUCUCCUAACGUGUUCUCCUAUAAAUGAUUAGAACAUCGUCGCCUUAUCGUUCCCUUUUGGUUAACUUUUGACGACAGGAAUAUGGCCAAAAAUAUCACAGACGUCCCGAGAGAUGAUUUAAGUAGAAUAUCCGACGAAGAACUCCUCAAAUGUAGCAAAGAAGAUCUACUCAGGAGGCUCCGAAAAGCGGACAACGAGAAGAUGAACUUGAUGCUGGAGCACGGCAACAUGAUGAAGGACGUCAACCGGAGAUUGCAAGUGCAUCUCCACGAGAUUCGGAGUUUGAAGGAGGUCAACCAGAAACUCCAGGAGGACAACCAGGAGCUCAGAGAACUCUGCUGCUUUUUGGAUGACGAUCGACAGAAAGGGAAAAAGCUUUCUAGGGAAUGGCAGAGAUUUGGCAGGUACACGGCCAGCGUCAUGUGGAAGGAGGUUGGCAUAUUCCAGCAAAAGCUGAAAGAUCUAGAGGUCGGACAGGAGAGUCUGUUGAGAGAGAAUGCGGAGCUGAAGGAGAUCAUCGUCAUGUUAGAUGAGGAGAGGAACGGGGCUGGAUCCAGGAGCUCUAUAGACAGCCAGUCCAGUCUGACCAAUUUGAAUGGAGGUUCGGGUACCAUGAGAGAUGUUGGAGAUGGGAGCAGUACAUCCAGCACGGGGAGUGCUGGGAGUCCAGAUCACCAUCACAGUCAUAUGCUUAAACCUUCAGAGGGCAAGAUGGUUUCUUUAAGAAGGUCUAUGGAUGACCUGUCCACUAACCAUCUGCUUAGAACCAUACCCAAUGGACUCAAUGAUUCGUCUGCAAACUACAUCCGCCAGCUUGAGACUAAAGUCCGGAUUUUAGAGGAUGACAACAAACAGCUAUUAUCCCAGCAGGGGAACAUCGCAGAUCUGAAGACGCUUCGGAAAGGGCUUUCCCUGUACCACUCAGAGUCCCAGCUCACCUCGCUGUCCCAGUAUCAGGACACGUUACAGAACGGCUCUACACGGAUGCCCGGAAGUGAUCUGCCAUCCCCUGUCACAGGAUACCUGCCCGCAUCACAUAAACCUGAGGCUGUUGUACAUGCCAUGAAAGUAUUGGAGGUCCACGAGAACCUGGAUAGGAAAAUCCCAGAGGAAUAUGAGGAGGAUCUCAGUGAGAAAGAGAAAGCAAUUGUUAGGGAGAUGUGUAAUGUGGUCUGGCGUAAGCUCGGUGACGCUACCGGAUCGAAACCCUCCAUCCGUCAACAUCUCUCUGGGAACCAGUUCAAAGGCCCUGUGUAGCUCACUGUCAAUGACCAGCAGGGCCGUGAACAAACAAACAAAUCUGUGAAUACUAGGAGAGGAACAGACGGGCAAUUUUGGGAUUAUACAGAAGAACUUUGCAUCUUCUGCCAGCUCCUCUCAGCCCACGGCAUUCUGUUGAGACGUUUCAUUCCAGGACUGGUAGAAUAUAAUAAAAGUCUCACAAUUAGCACAAGUUAAUCGAUUUAUUUAUCUGCAUACCAUUUAAGUAUUCAGAAAAGGCAGCUUAGUGGAUUUGUUUAUUCCCGCUGUAGAAAGAAAGCACACAGCGCUUAGAUGAAAUGCUUCAUGGAAUCACUUCUACAUAAUCGAACCAUUACACUCCUAAAUCGGCCACUCAUAUUAUGAAUGUUAAUAUCAGAGGAUUAAUCUAUGUAAUUACCAACACAGCUGCAAAAUAAGUCUUAAAGUAGUUGCAAAUAAUAUUUGCUCAGGUUCUAGACAUGUACUCCAACACUUUUAAUACAAAUAAAUUCUGUAUCCUGAAGACAGCCAGAGGCUAUGUACUGUGUAACUAUGAACGGUGUAAAUGGCAGAUACUAAUAAUCUUAAAAUUCAGUCAUUUUGUUCAGACUGUUCAAUAUAAAUUCCAGGUCACAAAGUUGCAAGUAAUACUACUUGAUGUACUUUAAGAUUCUGAUUGACAAUCAUGUGUUAUACUUUCUAUGCCCUCCUUUGUGUUUUUGUAGUCUGAUAAACGUAAGCAAAUGAAGUAAAAGUUCUUAAUGUUCGAGUUGUCUGAACAUCAAAAGGUGUCACAAUACAAUGCUUUUGAGUGUAAAUGAGAUCUUAUACAUCCCUUCCUACAGUACUGCUAAAUAUGUAUGAGGUGUACAGGAUAAAGUGCUGUAUUAGAAGAACUGGAACUGUUUGUACCUUUUUUGUACAAUUUUAAGUUCUGGAUACUUGAUAGGUGCAAUAGAUCAACUCUGCAAAUACUGUGCAAUCUUUCAUACUGAGUGUGGAAGUAUUGCGAGCUGUCAGUUUAGUCUGGAAUAUCAAUACAAUAUUUCAAAAUGCAUCAAGUAUAUGACUUUAGCACAUGCAUUUUUAAUGAAGUACAGUAGUCGGUAUGUCACAUAAUUACAUUUUCUCUACCCUUUUACCCAGCGUAACAUUUAACACUGAAGCAGACCAUAUGCACAAGACAAUUCAUUUCGAGGUUUUCAUUAUUAAUAAUACAUUUCUGCUUAUUUUUAGUUAUAUGUAAAAUGUCUAAUGCUCUUUCAUAGACUUCAUGAGACCACCAGGCAGCAUCGUUUUGUGUACCUUUAUGUAAAUGAGAUAUAGCAGUUUUCUGUGUAUAAGAUCUCCAUACAAGUUUUAUGAACAGAAGGUUUCUAGUUAAAUCCGAAUGCAGUAAAUGAUGCUUCUUUAAGUUUUCUGUGUUAUUCAGAUGUAUUAUCUAUGUAAAUGAGAACUGCCUCAAAAGAUACUUGCUGCAUUCACACAAAUGCUCUUUCUUUAAAAAUCAGUGACCCAAUAAGCCAUACUUUUUAUUGUCUGUUAAAAUAAAAGCGUUUCCUGAGCUUUGCAGGAAUCCUCAAUCAAUCAAGUUAUUGUUAUAUUAAUGUUGAAUUUUUUUCAAUUGUAUAUAAGAGCACAGUGCUGGAUUGAAAUCACAUUCGUUUUGGAUGGUUUUGUUCACCCUGGAUGCAGCAGGUGGCUUUUGGUGUGGUGUGUUAACUUGUCCUUCAUUUAAGUGAACAAAAUGAGCAGCAAACAUUUGAAAAAGGAAAUAAAUAGGCAUUUACGUGUAGACCUUUUAUAAUUGUGUAUUUGCAUAUUGACUAAUGAUAAGGAUACCUAAUGAAUUUAGGAGGGUAAAAACGUGUGUUCUGUAAGUGAGACGGUGUGUAUCGUCUAAAAUGAUGCUGUAUUUCAUGUACACAAUACCUUGAUAGUGGGUAGACUCGUUCAUGAAAACUAUUUUUGAAAAAUGAAGUGUCCUUUACAAACAGAUCUAACCCACACAACUACUGACUUUUUAUAUUUGCUCAUUUUAAAGCACAAACGAAUCUGAAAUGCUGAUACUUUCCUCUUAUUUUUUCAAAUGCACUGCUUCUUUUGUGAAUGAGGAUUCGAUGUUUAAAUUGUUUAUAAAUGUAUAUGUUCUGUUAAGCUUGUCUGUAUGUGAAACGCAUGAAAUUGUAUUCUAGGACAUACAAUUCAGUGCUCUGUAAAUAAGUUACUGUAGAAUACCUGUAAUAAGCAUGGUUAUAUAUUUUAAUAAGCUGUAUGUAGCCGAGAAUUGACCUGUAUUUUAGCAGAUAAAUAAAUUGCAAAUAACCCUC
Messenger RNA from Triplophysa dalaica, 3838 nucleotides. RefSeq names its product coiled-coil domain containing 85C, a (gene ccdc85ca). Bases 348 to 1523 code for a protein of 391 amino acids. Gene Ontology annotation, cellular component: apical junction complex. The record is from RefSeq and is a predicted model, not a curated record. NCBI's taxonomy places the organism in Eukaryota, Metazoa, Chordata, Actinopteri, Cypriniformes, Nemacheilidae. The transcript has 6 exons.